Radiomyces spectabilis is the source of this 1287-nucleotide messenger RNA. RefSeq lists its product as uncharacterized. The record is from RefSeq and is a predicted model, not a curated record. The transcript is spliced from 7 exons. Gene Ontology annotation, cellular component: nucleus; cytoplasm. Lineage: Eukaryota; Fungi; Mucoromycota; Mucoromycetes; Mucorales; Radiomycetaceae. Gene Ontology annotation, biological process: snRNA import into nucleus. Bases 53 to 1255 code for a protein of 400 amino acids.
CGGAGCACAUGGCAAUGCUUGAAGGGGAAAAAAAGAAUUGUUUGAUUUGAUCAUGAACACCUGGCAAGGUUUCGUAUUCACCGAUCCGAAAGAGAAAGUCUCUGAAUCGUCUGACAACAAAGACAAGCCGCAUGAACAAUCAACACCUGAUCCUGAAGCGACGACAACGGCCAAGGAGCCUGAAGCUGAAUUGGAAUCUGUCAACUGGUCAGAAUUGACGACGCGCUUUGCACAGACUGACAUCGCGCAAGGAACAGAUCGCCAAACUGAACGUCAGCAAGCCUUUCAUACCAGUCGAGCUCCGAUACUUCAUCGUACUUCACAAGAAGCCCAUGAAUUGCGAAGAGCCAGAGCAUUGGAAAGCCAGCGUCAGCAUAGAAAAGACCGAUUGACGGAAGCCCGACGAAUAGUGUUUGCAGCUUUAUCUGACGAAGACGAGAGCGAAGCAACGGAUAGUAACGAAGGCGACGAUGGUGUGAAGGAGGAAAUAACCGAGACUCAGUCGGCUGCAACGAAACGCGGACGCGAUGAAGAUUCGGAUGAUGCAAUGGAUGUAUAUAUGGACUCGAAAAUACUACGCAUCGAACCAAAACGCAAACCGAAAAAUGGUAAACAACGUAAGAAGAACGGGAAUAAACUUUACGCAAAUCAAAUCAUGUAUGCGGAAACCAUGGAGGAUAUUCCCAACGAUCUAUUGGAGAACUGGGUGGUUGUGAUCUGUCCAGUAGGAAAGCGCUGUAUGGUGACAUCGGGAAAAGGACGGACGGUCGCACGCUCCAGAGAUGGUCGUCGAUUUAUGAAUGGGUUUCAAUCUGUAUUACCGAGUGGGUCACCUUCAAAGAGGCGUUCUUCUGAUGUCAGUAUUCUCGAUUGUGUAUACGAUUUUAAGCACUGGACAUUUUAUGUUCUGGAUAUGAUGUGCUGGAGAGACUACUCCAUCUACGAUUGCGAUACCGAUUUCAGGCAUUUUUGGCUCCAGACAAAGAUCACCCAGGAUGAAAUGGAUACCCCGACGUCAGAAAACCGAUUCUAUAGAUUUAAAGCUUUAGCACCUGUCCCUCCUUCAGAAUUGAACCAAAUUCUAGUGGGACCAAAACAAUAUGUCCAACAGCAAGGUUUCGAUUACGAAAUCGAUGGUCUGCUAUUCUAUCAUCGUCAGACCCAAUACAUCAAUGGAUCCACACCGUUGGUCUGUUGGGUUCCACUCGCCGACUUUGAUUCUCUACGCUCACAUCUCAAUCAACAACAAAUAUAGAUGAACAUUAAUAUAUAUACCUAUCAUUUGCG